CGGCGCUGAGCCGCGGCCCGAAGCCCGGCCGUGCGGGCGGCCUCCGCUCGCUUUCCUCGUGGGAAGGCGGCGAAGCCGGACCGGGGGAACCAGAGGGAAAACCUCGUUUGGUUCUCUGUAGAAAUUAAAAGUAAUUCGGUUGUUUCUCGUUCCAGGCAUUGAUUUUAAGAUCAGAACGAUAGAGCUGGAUGGCAAGAGAAUCAAGCUGCAGAUAUGGGACACCGCCGGGCAGGAGCGAUUCCGCACCAUCACAACGGCGUACUACAGAGGAGCCAUGGGCAUUAUGUUAGUCUAUGACAUCACCAAUGAAAAGUCUUUUGAAAAUAUUCGGAACUGGGUCAGGAACAUCGAAGAGCAUGCCUCUCCAGACGUCGAAAAAAUGAUCCUUGGGAACAAAUGUGAUGCAAAUGACAAAAGACAAGUUUCUAGAGAGCAAGGGGAGAAGCUUGCAGCGAGUUUUGGAAUUAAAUUCAUGGAGACCAGCGCAAAAGCAAAUAUAAACAUAGAGAAUGCAUUUUUCACUCUUGCCAGAGAUAUCAAAGCAAAAAUGGACAAGAAGUUGGAAGGCAAUAGCCCACAGGGCAGCAACCAGGGAGUCAAAAUCACACCAGACCAGCAAAAGAAAAGCAGCUUUUUCCGAUGUGUUCUUCUGUGAGGGACACAGCCUUAAUCUGAGCGCCUGCUCAGCCCAACUGGACUGUGCCUGUUCUGAGUGAGACUUCUCUGUCUGUGGACUCUAGCGUUUCCAGCAAACCUUGUCACUCUGUGACCACCUGAAUAAGAAAUUGUUUAUUUUAGUAAUUGUCUGCUCUUCAAUUUUGGAGAUGAAACAAGUUUAUUUUUGUCAGAUUGCCACUGGGCAGGCAUUGCAGAGCAGGGGGAGCACAGAUCGAAUGUGACCUGCGAGAGCACCUCUGCUGACAGGCUUCAACCUCACUGUUUGUAUCUCUAACGUAUCCAAAUUAGAAAGAUUAAGUCAUAAUCAAAAUCAGAAACUGAAAUGCCAAUAUGAAUAAAGUACAGGUGCAUGUAUUUGAUACAUCUGCAGAUCUGUGUCUGGAUGCAUACAAAGCAGUUGCAUCAAAACAACCAAUAAAUGCACUUAGGAAGGCAGUCCGGGCUGCGCCUUCCCAGAAGGUAAAGGAAGCUUUCUGCAAAACUCCUUCUUGCUACUAGAGACAGUUCUUCGAUCUGCUGUUCUUACUCAGCUGUGUUGUAGACAAUCCAUGAGUGCAGCUGGAGUUUAAAAAAAUUCCAAGGCAUCUCUAUUUUUUUAGAAAAAGCAGAGUGUGCUGUAGGUGUGCUGGUUCCUUAUGCCAGGAGUUCCUUUAGCCGGGUUACAGGUGGCCACACCUAAUUAAACGGUCUGCACGUCCAGCAGGAGAGCUGCAGAUGUUCUGCACUCAGUUUUUAGAGAAACAGCCCCCAGGGCCACGUAUCCCACACUGAACAUCCCAGGGAACAGCUCUUCCUUCUCUAGUUGGAAAUGGCCCCCGAUCUGUCGUGAUGUAGUAGCUGGUUACAAAUUGUGACAAGAAAAUGUAUUGCACUGCUUCCAGUUGUGUGUUCUUAUGCACACGUGCUCACAUAUGCAAAUAAAUGUUGCACAUAUGGACACUUUCUGAAAACAAACUUUGAAAGCUGAGAUUUGCCUUGCUGCCAUGUAUUGAUCAUUGCAGAUUUCAAGCAGCAGCAAACCUGUUAAUAGCAUGCAUCAAUGCAAAUGAUGUUUAGUCCUCAGUGGAAAUAUUUAUUCUUAUAAACACAGUCUAUUACAUUCCAUUGUAUAAAAUGUAACAGCCUAGUAAAGCACCUAGGUAACUAAUUGCUCUCAUUUGAGAGGCUGUAAGCCUGACUAAUUAGAUUAAUAAAAGGAGCCAGUAAGAGCAAUCUGCUUAGAAGUCUGCUGUCAGUAAUUGGAGUUAUGGUAUAUUUAACCCAAGUGAACAUAUCAGCUGUGUCCUGCAACUCACUGGAAUUGUUCAUGUGCUGCUUUGUUUACAUUGAAAACUGCACUUAAGGAUAAAAUUAAAGCUCACUUUAAAGUUAAUGAUUUAAUAAUGAUUACUUACCAGCUUUGUUUUCUUCAGUUUUCUGGUAAUCUGUCUUGGCCUUAGAGGAGCACUCCUAAGUGUUACUGGAGUUAAUUAUAAGUCUGAUAGAUUUUUAAACUUAUCCGCAGCAUGCAACUGAGCUCAACAGGAAUUACUGCCUGCUUUUCUAAAAGAAAAAAGGAAAUUGUACUGUGCAAGUUACUAGCUUAAAAAAUGGAUUUUAAAUGCCACCAACUUUUUUUUUUUAAUAGCUAGCAGAUCAAAAUGAGCUCUGUUCAUUAUUACACUGAUAUGUGAAACCUUCCUCUAAGCAGCACCUUGUAACGUUUGUUUUGUUUGCUUGUGGCUUUUUAGUGUGAGGACCUGGUGACAGUGCAGCAGUCAAUGGCACACAGAUGUACUGUAGGAUAAAAUCACAUAAAGGCACUGCAGAACCUUCUGGUGCUUCAGAGGACAGCUCCUGCAGAGGGAUAGGCUGGACAAGCAGUGCUGCUACCCUGAGAUAAGAACAGUUUGGGGUUUUUUUUAAGAAAAAAAGACUGCUUGGAGGACUUAGUGGUGCCGAGUUGAGGUGCUUAAAUCAGAUCUGCUUGGUGUUUUGUUUCUGGCUUAGUGGUACACGUGGAUUGUCUCACAUGGAGCCACCUCUUCUAAUGUAGCCAGAAGUUGCAGCCAGAGUCACUUCAGGAAGUGACUGGGAAAAUGAGUGCUAAGUCUGCCCUGCUGUCACCGUGACACUGGGUCUCGCCCAUCGACAGCAUCUCAGUUGUUUGUCUUGAGAUAGGAAAGAAAUACCACAUUAACUUACAAACCACAUCGUUUGUCAGCCUCCAUUUGCUAGAUCUUGUGUUACCUUUUUGCAUUAAAAGCUCUUUGUCUGUGAACACCUUUGUUCAAACUUACGCUGGCUGUUGCCCGUGUCAAUAUAAUAUAACUUACAGCAUGAUUUCCUUUUCUGAACUGAUGGGUUUUGCUCAGUGAACAGCUGUGUUAUUGCUCAGUCUCAGGAAGUUUUGUGCAGUUACUGUGACCUGCAGUCAUCGCUGUGCUCCUACGGCAUGCAGACUCUAUGCAGAAAUUGGAUCAGUGUAAACAACAUGAAACUAGAAUGCAAAUAUAGGACAGGGAAAGCUUAAAGAUAUUGCAGUGGCAUUUCUGCUUGGCUACGUGUUGCCAAAUACUGACAUCAAAUCUGGCAUAAAUACAACAUGUAGUUGAUAUUUCCAACAUGUCAUUUAAUUAUUGUGUUUUUUUAAGCACGGAUAUUACAAAAACACAAUGUUCAAAAAAGGUACUGUGCCACUGAAUACAGGAAUGCAUUUAUAGGUAAGCUUUCAUUAACUAAGGACAAAUCUGAAAUUCGAUGCAGAAUCUACAAAAGAGGAAUUUAAGUAGAUCUGAAAAGCUGAGAAUGUGCUUGCCACACGUUUUCUAUGUCUAAAUAUCACUAAAAUGCCAGGUAAUCAGUUAACACUUGGUUUGUAGAGAAACAAACCCAUUUUUGAGCAUGUUCUCAAAUUCCUUUACUUUGAUGAGGAUCACAGAAUUCUGUGGUUGACCUUACUUUUGAGGCUGCUGCAGUAUGCUGGAUAGAUUUCACCCUUUCGGGUGCAGACCUGUCAGCUGAUGUGCCAGUGUGUGCUGGAGCUGCUGCUUCGUGCUGACGUUGCCUGUCCAGUUCCUGUGCUGAUAGGCACAUCUCGUGUUCCACGACAUCAGAGCCUCGUGCUACCAUCAGACUUUCAGCCUCAGAUUUAUAAAUCCUAUGGAUUAUUGUAAGUCUCAUUACUGCUGCUGGGAAUUAUUUGGUCUCCUUUCGUGUGGGGUAGGAAUCAUCUUACUGACAACUGUAAGGGGUUUUAUUGCUGUGGUGGUGGUUUGGCUGAUGCUCAUGCUGAAAAGCUGCCGGGAUUUCUUGUUUUCUUGGACAUGAAAUGGAUGGGGGUUAUGCUGGAGAGGAAAUGGACAAAUGACUGCUGAAAGAAUGGUCUCCAUUUCUGCUAGAAGUUCACAGGGGUUGGGAAAGAACGAUGACUAACGUGUGUCUUCAUUUAUAGAUGAAAUAAAGAUCUGUUCAAUUGAACAUUAAUGGUAAUGUGCAGUCUGAUUAUUUCAGGCUGCCUUAUUCUUUGACCCAUUUCUUUCACUGAUGCUUGGAGUUUUUGUCUUCUGAAGCUGAUCAAAGUGCAGCAGGCUGCUCUCCAGCCUCUGCAGGAAUUGUGCUCUAAGCUGAGCGUGAGCUGGGACUCAUGUCUUCGUUCUGAGGGGAACUUAACAUAUCCCAGUGUUUUCAUAAGCAACUGUAAACUAUGUUUAGAAGGACCACUCUUGGCUGCCACCUUUCCCACGUUACCACUGCUUUCUUAAACACUUCUCAUUGAUUUUGUUGUUUGUAUAAAAGACAGAACUGUUGUUUAUUACAGUAUGUAUGUUUUUACUCUGUACAGGACCCUGAGCACUGCAUAAAUAAACUUCUUAUGAAAAGAGAAC
Messenger RNA from Meleagris gallopavo (turkey), 4544 nucleotides. The record is from RefSeq and is a predicted model, not a curated record. Lineage: Eukaryota; Metazoa; Chordata; Aves; Galliformes; Phasianidae.